Stylophora pistillata is the source of this 2080-nucleotide messenger RNA. RefSeq lists its product as uncharacterized. NCBI's taxonomy places the organism in Eukaryota, Metazoa, Cnidaria, Anthozoa, Scleractinia, Pocilloporidae. Gene Ontology annotation, cellular component: membrane. Gene Ontology annotation, biological process: G protein-coupled receptor signaling pathway. The record is from RefSeq and is a predicted model, not a curated record. Gene Ontology annotation, molecular function: G protein-coupled receptor activity.
CUCAGCUUCAUUGCCAAGAGCUUCAACAUCAUGGCACUCGAAAGCACGAAUGGAGACCGAGAAUUACCGACUAAGACUUCGGAGGCUCACAUCUCGCUUGUGGUGGUCCUGUUUGUGUGUUCUGUACUUAUUCUCGUGGAAAACUCGUUUACGAUCGUAAGCAUCUUCCAAUUCACCCGAAGAAAAAACACAUUCACUUUGCUAAUCGCGUCUCUCUCGUUAACGGAAGUUUUCAAUGUGUUCGGACCCAACGGAAUUGCCUUGUAUGCAAUUAUGAACAAUGGCAGGGACUUAAAUAAUUUUUUCACCCUGUGCAGAGUUCAAGCCUGGCUGGUGGUGUUCUUUCGCAUUGCAGCAACUAUACUCGUCUUCGUCUUAAAUUUAGACAGAGUUUUUAUGACAAUUUCCCCACAAUUUUACCAUAAACAUUGGAAAGGAAAAUUGUCUAUCAUAUUUUUCUUUGGCAUUUGGAUCUGUGCCACUUUUCUUGCAACGUGGCCUCUAUUAUGGCUCGAGGGUUUUCAAGUUUCCAGCGAUUCCGGAGGGGUGUUUUGUUUAUUCCCCUAUGAAAGCACCUUCGCGGAGUUUUUUGUUUUGUUUCACGUGUUAUUGUUGGUGAUAAGCUGUUUUUGCUUUUAUGCAAUAUUUGGCAUGGCUAGCAAAAAAUCUUUCGAUACGAAGGAUGCAAAACAGGAGAACAUGGAUAUUUCCUCAAGACAGCUCAUUGCAGAAAGAGAUAUUUUUGCUAGCUCUAAAGAGCUUUCUCGCCUGGUUACAUUGGUAACUGUAAUUUAUUUUUGUUCGCUUCUUCCUUGGAUGGUAGCUUUAAGUCUUGGUAUUUAUUCAAUCGAAUAUCCGUCGCUUUUUGGAUUGUGUGCGAUCCAGUUACCGAUGGUCAGCGGUUUACUGAACCCUGUGUUAUAUGGGAUCUGUUGGCCCCCUUUCAGACGAGCUUACAUCCGCGCCCUCAAGUGGCCUGGGGCGAAAUGUUGUAACCAGCAGAGUUCUUCACGCGCACGGUCUCACACUCUAAACACUACCUCAGGUACAAAUCACGGCAGCUUCUGGUUAUCGGAUAGCUUGGUAGACGAGGACGCCGAACAAGAGAAUGCAUUUCAAAUUCUGUUUGGUCCCACUUCAUACAUUAAGCCUCUCGACUUUAAUCCAGAAGAACUGGAAAUGUUUGAGCAAGAUUCGCAAAUGUGUGCUUCUUCGAAUAAUAAUGGAAGUGUCUCUCAACACUUGAAAGCUACAAUCUGGAGAGAGACUGGAAACCAUUUCCAAAACAUUUUGGAUCUCAUUGAUGCGAUGACAGACGGAAGUCGACAAAAAGUUAUUGAAAAGGGACCGGGGAGAGAAAACAAGUACUCUAACAGCACGCAUACACGGUCAGCUGACAACAGCAAUAACGGGAUUUCCCGUCAUAGUACUGGCCUUGAAUUAUCGUUUCGCCAUCCAAAUUCCUCGCUAAUCCCUGGCUUGGAUUAUUGCAGAAAGUACAGCAAUGGUUCUGCAGACUGUUCUUGCCUCGGAAAAACAAGAUGCUACAUAGUGGAGAAAAAAAAUCGGGAACUGGACUUUCUAGUGUCUAGAGAUUUGGUGGAGGGUGCCAGUUCUGGAGAAUCUGUGAGAAUUGAGAUCUGAACUUGUUGGCACAAGAACGUCCAUUGUUAUCAAGGCAUUAAACAGUACUAUGGGAUUUUCUACGAACAAUUAAGAGGGCCAGGAAAGUCUUGUCUUACGAACUUACUCUUCCAAAAAAAUUGCUAACGAGUGUUAACGGGGUACCUACCCCUCAGUAGCUGCAGUUGAUGCAUAUCUGAUUGAAAAGAUUAUGCUUUAAAGACAAUCAUUUAUGUUACGUGAAGAGUACGAAGAAUCUCUCCUUUUCGGCAAAGCCCGACGCGCAGUAAAAAAAUGCGAAAAAUUAUUUGAUUUUACUCUGAAAGUACUACUUUUCACGCGCUUCACUUCCAGAGUUCUGCGCGGCGCAUUAACGUCGAAUUUUUUUCGCUUAUUUUUUUGGACUCCUGCAACGGACCACGUAAAAAGUGAGGAACUGCACGUAGUCCUCAUUUCU